UUCAUUUGAAAACGACGAUGGAGAAGAGGUUAUCUUGUCAACGUUCAUCGAUGCUCUGCCAUAUUGAAUUUGUCGGGGGAAAAAUGGCUUAUAAUUUCCCUGGAGUACCAAGCGCAGCUAUGUCACCAAUGGGUAUGGGUCCCAUGGGACCAUUAGCACCAAUCACAGGACCUCAAAGUUUUAUGGAACUUACUGGCCAAGGAUUUCCUCCUUUGCCACCGCCUAUACCUCUUCCUGGAAUGAAUGACUCACCAUUAGAAUUCAGUACAAACAAAAAUCAACCCCCAGUUGUACGUGAAAGUUCAGAAGAUAAUAAUGACAGACGAAAUGAUAAGAAUGACAACAGACGUGAACGAGAUAGUCGCGAUGGUAGAGAAAAUCGAGAUAACAGUAGAAGGUCAAGAGGUGAUCGUAAUGAACGAAGGGAGAGAGAUCGAGAUAGAAGAGAAGAAAGAAAUGAAAGAGAUAGAAGAGAGGACAGAAGAGUAGAAGAUAGAAGCAAUAAUAUUAAUUCAACGAGUAACAAUAGUAGUCAUAGCAGUUCAAAUAACGCUGACAUGCAAUCUAAUACAUCUAGCAGCACACCUAAUUUAGGACCACAAAUGGAACCAACAACAGGAGUUUGGGGAAUGGGUGUUGGAUAUCCUAUGAUGGGAAUGGGUCCAAUGGGACCAAUGGGUCCUAUGAUGGGUGAAAUGACAUUAGGUCCUCAUAUGGGUCAUGCUCAUGGUUAUGGUCCUAUGAGUAUGGGAAUAAUGCCACAUGAUAGUGGUAUGAUAGGUACUCCAAUAUUAGGACCUGAACAAAUUAUGACAGAUACAGCUGCUCAAAUAAUGACUGGUGCAUUACCACCACCAUCUGCUCCACCGCAAGGUACCAAAGACAUUAUACAUUGCAAAAGUUGUACAUUGCUUCCGCCAAAUCCAAAUGCACCACCGCCAACUACAAGAGAAAGACCUCCAGGAUGUAGAACUAUUUUUGUUGGAGGUUUGCCAGAAAACAUGACAGAAACAAUUAUUCAAGAGAUAUUUGAACGAUGUGGUGAAAUAACUACUUUACGUUUAUCUAAAAAGAAUUUCUGUCAUAUACGCUUUGUUUUGGAAGCUAGCGUCGACGCUGCUAUUUAUUUAUCUGGUUAUAGAGUAAGAAUAGGUUCUAAUGGAGAUUCUGCUAAUACUGGAAGACUCCAUGUAGAUUUUGCACAAGCAAGAGAUGAUCAAUACGAAUGGGAGUGCAGACAACGGCAAUUACAACGAGAACAACGUCAUCGAGAGAGAGUAGAAAAGGAACGUCAGCGUCCACCAUCAAGUCCACCGCCUGUUGUCCAUUAUACAGAUCAUGAAGCUUCAAACAUAUGUGAGAAAAUCAAACAGGAUGACACUUUCAUGAAAGCUGUACAAGUUGUCGUAACAUGGCUCGAGCGUGGAGAUUGUACAAAACGCAAUGCCAAUACCUUUUACUCAAUGAUACAAUCAACAAAUUCUCACGUUCGGCGAUUACUCACGGAAAAAGCUGCAUAUGAAGAAGAACUUCAAAAAGCAAAGGAAGUCAUGAAAGGCAGAAUGCAAGGAUUGCUCAUACAAUUCAGUCAGAUCGAACGUGUCUUUACUGCGGCUAGCCACAAGAAGGUGUGGGAUCAUUUCACUAAGGCUCAACGGAAGAACAUCGAAAUGUGGAAGAAACAAUCUUCGGAAAUUAAAGCAGUUCAAUUAGAAGAAACUCUAAUGGAAGGGGAAGGUGAAAUGGAUGUCUCUGAUUGUGAAGAAGAACCGCAGAGAAAAAAAACACGUAUUCAAUCUGAUAGUAAUGAUGAUAGUGAAAAAAUGCAAUCUUUAAAAGAAGAAAAUGAUAGUUUAAGAUGCCAACUGGAAGCAUAUAAAAAUGAGGUUGAUCUAUUGAAGUCAGAAACAAAGUCAGAUAUUGAUGCAAAAGAUAAACAAAUGAAAAUGUUGCAACAAACAUUAAAAGGUAUGCAAGAACAACUAAUACAGUUUAGAAAGCAACAAGCACAAGAUGAUCAAAAAAUAAAAGAUUUAACUGUCAAACUUAAUUCCACUAAAAGAGAAGAACCUCGAGAGAGUGAAAUAAUAACUCUUGAUAAAGAUGAUGAUAUUAGUGAAGAACCUCGAACACCUAAACAAUUAAUUUUAGCAUCUACUUUUGUACAAGUUACACAAAAAGAUGCCAAACUUAUAGGCUUGAUAGCAACAUUUUUGCAUAUUCAUCCAUUUGGUGCAAGUGUGGAUUAUCUAUGGUCAUAUUUACAAAAAUUAGAACCAGGAAUAAAACCAAAUGAAGUUGAAGUUUUAAUGCAAAAAUUUCCGCAAGUUUUUAAACAAGAAUUAUUUGGAAUUGGAGCUAAUAUGGAAAGGCGGUGGCAAUUUUCUGGUUUUAGCGUUUAUCGAAAUCAUUAAAAAUUAAACAAUUUCUUUUAAUUGUUAAAUCAUCAUAAUUAUUAUGAUGAUACACAUACUUUU
Polistes dominula (European paper wasp) is the source of this 2477-nucleotide messenger RNA. Its product is annotated as ecto-NOX disulfide-thiol exchanger 2. Gene Ontology annotation, cellular component: external side of plasma membrane; plasma membrane. NCBI's taxonomy places the organism in Eukaryota, Metazoa, Arthropoda, Insecta, Hymenoptera, Vespidae. Gene Ontology annotation, molecular function: oxidoreductase activity; RNA binding. Gene Ontology annotation, biological process: ultradian rhythm. The record is from RefSeq and is a predicted model, not a curated record.